ACACCCCUUUGCCAUGUCGAUUACCCUGAAGCAAGUCUUCAACAAAGACAAGACUUUCCGGCCCAAACGCAAGUUUGAGCCAGGCACGCAGCGUUUCGAGCUGCACAAGAAGGCCCAGGCCUCACUGAACUCGGGGGUGGACGUCAAGGCGGCUGUUCAGCUGCCCCAUGGGGAGGACCUCAACGACUGGGUGGCUGUGCACGUGGUGGACUUCUUCAACCGCAUCAACCUGAUCUAUGGAACCAUCUGCGAGUUCUGCACAGAGAAGAGUUGCCCCGUCAUGUCAGGGGGGCCCAGGUACGAAUACCGGUGGCAGGAUGACCUGAAGUACAAGAAGCCCACUGCUCUGCCGGCCCCACAGUACAUGAAUCUCCUCAUGGACUGGAUUGAGGUGCAGAUCAACAAUGAGGAGAUCUUUCCCACUAGCAUAGGCAUUCCUUUUCCAAAGAAUUUCAUUCAGAUCUGCAAGAAGAUCGUGUGCCGACUUUUCCGGGUCUUCGUUCACGUCUACAUACACCAUUUUGACCGCAUCAUUCUCAUGGGUGCAGAGGCACACGUCAACACCUGUUACAAGCACUUUUAUUACUUUGGGACCGAACUCAACCUUAUAGACCGAAAGGAGUUAGAACCCUUGAAAGAGAUGACAUUGAGGAUGUGUCACUGAAGGCCUGCUUGUGAAUAAAAGACAAUGAAAUUGAAACAUUCCACCUUUAUGCAGAGGUGAACUAACCUUCUGACGUAGUGAGAGAGAGAGAGAGAGAGAGAGAGAGAGAGAGAGAGAGAGAGAGAGAGAGAGAGAGAGAGAGAGAGAUCCCACUACACUGUUCCAUCCAACAUUCCGUCUACAACAAUACCAGCGGAAGCAUUUAGAAAGAGCAGCAGAAUUUAUGCACUGUGCUUUAUGGCUACACCUAAGAAAGAGAUGCAGGUACCACAAAGAGACCAAGUCUGUGUCUUAGCUGUAUAUCAAACAUAUUUCAUGGUCUCUUACCUCCAAUCCAAUCAAUGCCUUGUUGACUCUGGGACACAUGUGCCUUGCAAAUAGCAGGACCAGCAGGUUUAGCAGAGAUACUCUUCCUCCCAUUCAUUUUUUAAAGUGUAAUACUGAACAGGCCCACUGCAUUCAACUGGUUACAUGCAAGAUAUUAUGAAAUACAGUAUGUUACCUAGGAAUGAAAAUCUACCUUCCUAGAAGGACCUAGGGGUAAUUUUGACCUUUACUGUGUUUUCUAUGUUAUAGUUGCCAGUGGUGUGAUUAAAACACCAUUAGCAUUUUUGAUAAUAUAGUUUUCUACUACUGACAUUGCCUGAAUUAUUUGAAUUAUUUUAAGGCAAAAAAGACUAGAAAAAUAAGAACACACACACACAUAUAUAUAUACAAAACAUGUACGUUUACCAAAUUAUUGUGUAUGUGGCGUAGUCCUGGGCAAGGCUGUUGUGCAUUUUUGGAUUAGUAGGCCCAGACACAGGAACUGCAGUUCAAGCGCUUCUAUAAUAAACAAAACAAACACAGGAACAAAAUAAAGGUUUAAACAAAACACUACAAACAAAACUCAUUCAAAGACAAGAAUGCUAUGAGGGGUCAAAAUUACCCCUUGGUCCUUCUAGGUAGAUGUGUGUGUUUCUUCCAAAAAAAAGAAAGUGCUUUGAGUAUAACCUCAUAUAAAACUAUAAGCUAAAGAUAAAUGUAACAGAGUAGGAGAAAAGGUGUCAAAAUGACCCCUCGGUUGUUCUAGCUUUGAGGAACAUUGGCAUAUAUGCUGUCCAAAUAAUGGCUCUGCAACACUGCAUUUUGCUUUCUGUACAGUUAGGAUACAAAUACAUACAGUACGUUUCCUUUAAAGUAGCACCACCUACUGGGAGAAACUCAUUAGGUAUAUUUUUUCUCUUAGAAUAAAUAUGAACUGUAAUAGAAGUGUUACUUGAGAUUACUUCUGAGUUUUAUAUACACAACGGGUGUCAACCAGAUAUGAAAUAUCAACUAGGAGAUAAAAAACAAACUUUCUGUGGUACCGUACUUUUUUUGACACCUUCACAUAGCUUUAAAACUCAGUAAUAGACACAUGUGUUUAAACAUCAAGCUUUAUGCUGCUUGAAUAUAAUAUUCAAUGUGUCCCAAGAAGAGACUUACAUCUAAGGCUAGCAGCUAACCGAUAACACUAGAUAUAUCUUUUACCUUGCUAGACAUGUUAUCUGUAUGAACAUAGGUUCUAUAUAUUCUUAAAUGUAAAUUAUUGAUGAAAAUGGGGUAAACCUCUAGAUUAAGUAGCUAUAGGAAGUAGUUAUUGUAGUUAUAGUUAUUUCAAAAUGUAUUUUAAAAAAAUUGUCACAAAAUUAACUACAAAAAUAUCAACUUUUGAUGAAAUGCAGAUCACCCAGAUUCGAUAACAGAAAUGUAGAUUUUUCCUUUUACAUUUUCACACAUUAUCUAUUUUAUUGUAAACUAAGUUUAGUGUCACCCACACUGUUUUUCUUUCAAUAAAUGUCUCGCACACAGAAUUAAACUUUGAAAGCCUUUCUACAUUCUGAUCAUAAUCAGAAUAUUUGUGGCAUAUUUAACAACUUGUUCUUUAAUAUUUCAAUGCAUUUUCUAUAUGUUUAUUAAGUAAGAACAUAAUUUGAGGCCUACUGAAGUUAAUGGAGGAAAGAAUGAAAUGUUAAUCAACCAUACACUGCUGCAAUCAGCCACAUGAACCACAUAUUUUUAGGACCCAUUUGAAAACUCUGUCUCCCCACCUUUAUUUAGCUAAUUCAAGACAUAAUAGCUGGAAUGCUUGCGAUUUUGACAAAGGUUGACUUUUGUAUACUUGACAUAUGGGCCACAGCGUUACCAUACCAACAAUGAAUUUGGAACAAAUAGUACACAGUGAUCCUGAUGUUGAAACAUGUUUGCAUUGCUGUACCAUGAGACUAGAAUGUAUUACCAGUUUGCAUUGGUUUAUUAAAUUAUGAUUACAUUUGGUAUGUCAAAAUAUAAAACUUACCACUGGUAGAAAUAUUCUUCCAGUGGUUUACUGUAUACCAUUGCAGCUGUCAUUGUACUGUUUGCCUCUUAGUAAGAAAAGUUCUUAAUGAAAUAUCCAGUGUCACAGUCUCCCAGUUUAACAAUAAAAGGUGGAUGCUAUUUUGAAAUAUAUUAUGAACGUACACUAAUGUAACUGAUCGUCAGCAUUUUUUAUCUUCAAAGUGAAUUAAUUAGUCUUGAAUACAUUUCUCAUGACAAGGUAUUGAACCGCUGACUAAACAUCUAACACAAUUUACCUGUACAGCUAAGCUGGCUGUAUUAAGAUUUACUCACAAUUCAGUCAUAUUGUUUAGCCAUAAAUCUCUUCAGGAGACAUCUAACAAUAAACUGACUGCACUUUGCUGUCAGCUGUUACAAUAUGCAACAAGAAUGCGAACAAUGAAUGAAAUUAAUUUCAAAGAUUAAUGGAUAUAGAUUUCAGAGAUGUAAGAUUUACAGUAAGCCAUUGUACAAACUUGCCUUUAUUACUUUAGUGAGUUAAUAGACUUUAGAUUUUUGUUAUCAAUAGCUGGGUUUUACCAUAUGCAGCUGAACUUUUGUAGUGUUUUGAAACUGAUGUUUGUUUGUUUUAUUUUUUAGUUGUAUAGGAUAGGUUGUUUAAUGUCGCUUUUACUUGAUUAAAAUUCUGUAUUUGAUUUUUUGAUAUUCAGCCCCAUUCAGAGCUCCAGAUACAAUCCCACAGUUUUGUUUUAACAGUCGUUACUAUAUCAUGAACAUACUUCAGAGAACACUUCAGAUAAUUACAUGCAUUUUGAGUGAGGUUUAAUUUUGGAAUAUAAUCAACUAAACUCUCAUGACUUUUUAACUGAUCUACAGCAAAUAUAGACUAAAGUGUUCUUAAGAUUAAUUGAUAUGAAUAUUUUGGUCCUUUGUUUCAAAAUGGUUUCUUUCAGACAAAAAAAAAAAAAAUGUAAUACAAUCGGAAUUAAUUGUA
Polyodon spathula (Mississippi paddlefish) is the source of this 3959-nucleotide messenger RNA. Its product is annotated as MOB kinase activator 3B-like. The record is from RefSeq and is a predicted model, not a curated record. The transcript has 3 exons. Gene Ontology annotation, biological process: positive regulation of protein phosphorylation; signal transduction. NCBI's taxonomy places the organism in Eukaryota, Metazoa, Chordata, Actinopteri, Acipenseriformes, Polyodontidae. Gene Ontology annotation, molecular function: protein kinase activator activity. Gene Ontology annotation, cellular component: cytoplasm; nucleus. The coding region runs from base 14 to 664 and encodes 216 amino acids.